UUCUACAUGAAGCAACCGGAGACUGAAAAACGCAGAACCUUGAAAGUCUCAAGUGUUGAAGUUGACUACUUUCGGUUGAGUUGAUCUGUGAGUGAAACAUCAGUCUGGUGUUAUGCCUCCAAAGAAAACAGAACGUAAGGUCGAUACCGUGGAGGAGAUAUUCACACUACCUGAAAGCGACAAAGAUAGUUUGUUGCAAAAGGAGUAUGAUGUGCUAACCGAUACAUUGCUUAACCUCAAGAGGAAACUGGAGCAAAUACGGAAGGAAAACGAGUUCCUCCAGAAUGAAGUCAACCAGACUCGAAUGGAAAGUCACGAGUACAUGUCAUACAUGUCGAAGAGAACCCAGAAGCGGCAGAAGGCCAUAGUCACACUAAGCGACCAGAAUAAUCAGCAGCUGGAGAGUCUGAGGGAGCAGAGAGAAGCGCUCCUGGCAAAAUCCGAAGAACAGGCUGGCGAGUUAAAGCAGAAAAUAUUGGAAAAGGAAAAUGAGCUUGCUCUACUGAACGUCGAGAUUGCUGAGCUAAGAGAGUUUAAGAGCCUGCAGCAGCAGCAGUUGAGCUGCAUUGCGGAGCUGGAGCGGGAGGUGGUGACCAUGCGCUGUCACCACUCGGAGGCGCUGCAGACCCUCAAGUCCGACUUCCUGGCCGACAAGGAGCGCUACCAGGCCCAGGCCCAGAAGGAGGUGCACGAGCUGGCUUUGGCUGCCAACAAGGAGGCGUCCGAGUGCCUUCGCUCCCACACCCAGGAGGUGGCCCAGGAGAACCGGCAGCUGCGCGGCGAGCUUCAGCAGCUGAUCCAGCGUGCGCACGCCCUCCAGAAGCACCAGACCCACCUGCGCUCCCAGGAGCGCCAGCUGCUCCUGGAGAAGGAGUACGUGCAGGAGCUGCGCAGGCUGCGCGCCGCGCCGCACUCCCAGAGCCGGCCACAAGAGGGAGCCGACCAGCCGGCCAGCUAGCAGAGAGACCCACCGACCCACACUAACAACAAUACACAGGCUGAAUCUGAAGCUCUGGAAGAGGAGUGGCUUGUGUAUUUAUUUGAUGUUUAUUUUCUUCUUUUUCUUCCGUUCUGUAGGGUUUGUGUUUUCAAGGUGUCCAAGAGGAAAUAUUUAGUAAAACUGUCCUCGUAAAGAUGCA
Engraulis encrasicolus (European anchovy) is the source of this 1139-nucleotide messenger RNA. RefSeq names its product coiled-coil domain containing 166 (gene ccdc166). The record is from RefSeq and is a predicted model, not a curated record. The transcript has 7 exons. Lineage: Eukaryota; Metazoa; Chordata; Actinopteri; Clupeiformes; Engraulidae. Bases 113 to 958 code for a protein of 281 amino acids.